This is a messenger RNA of Cavia porcellus (domestic guinea pig), 4575 nucleotides long. It is a transcript of the gene Ikbkg, whose product is annotated as inhibitor of nuclear factor kappa B kinase regulatory subunit gamma. The record is from RefSeq and is a predicted model, not a curated record. The coding region runs from base 399 to 1649 and encodes 416 amino acids. Gene Ontology annotation, molecular function: K63-linked polyubiquitin modification-dependent protein binding. NCBI's taxonomy places the organism in Eukaryota, Metazoa, Chordata, Mammalia, Rodentia, Caviidae. Gene Ontology annotation, cellular component: IkappaB kinase complex; nucleus; cytoplasm. The transcript is spliced from 11 exons. Gene Ontology annotation, biological process: positive regulation of canonical NF-kappaB signal transduction.
CUCCACAGGCUAGGGGCUGUGUAGGCGGCGACGCCCUGGAAAGCAGAGGGUGUUUAUCACUGGACAGCGCCCUGUGGACUAGCCGAGGCCGGCGAGCUCCCGCUCUCUUCAGAGCAGGACGCAGCUUUGCGGUCCUCGCACCUCGGCAGCCUCUGCUAUUCCUGGGGUCGCGGCUUGUAUGUUUUACUUCCGGAUCCCACAGCUACGACACAGGAAGCCGGAAGCGGGGGUUUCCAGGGUUGAGAAGGGAAGGGCGACUGCUGAACCCGGCAGCUCCGCGCCCCUAGGAGGGCUCGCAGCCCGCCGCUCCUGCCCUCCAUAUUUCUGACCGACUCUGCUGACAGUUGCCGCUGCUGCCGCCGCCGUUGCCUCGGGGUCAGCUUGCGCUGUUGUGGUGGAUGAGCAAGCACCCCUGGAAGAGUCAGCUGUGUGAGAUGGUGCAGCCUGGCAGUGGCCCAGCAGGGGACCAGGACAUGCUGGGCGAAGAAUCCCCUCUUGGGAAGCCAGCAAUGCUACAGCUGCAGGUGGAGCAAGGCAGUCCCGAGGCCCUGCAGCACUGUCUGGAGGAGAAUCACGAACUUCGAGAUGCCAUCCGGCAGAACAACCAGAUGCUGCGUGAGCGCUGUGAGGAGCUGCUGCACUUCCAAGCCAGCCAGAAGGAGGAAAGGGAGUUCCUCAUGUGCAAGUUCCAGGAGGCCAGGAAGCUGGUGGAGAGGCUGAGCCUGGAGAAACUGGAGCUGAGGAGGCAGAAGGAACAGGCAUUGCAGGAGGCGGAGCAGCUGAAGAGAUGCCAGCAGCAGAUGGCUGAGGACAAGGCAUCUGUGAAAGCCCAGGUGACAUCCUUGCUGGGGGAACUCCAGGAGAGCCAGAGCCGCUUGGAGGCUGCCACCAAGGAACGCCAGGCUUUGGAGGCCAGGGCUCGGGCUGCCAGUGAGCAGGCGCGGCAGCUGGAGAAGGAGCGUGAGGUGUUGCAGCAGCAGCACAGCGUGCAGGUGGACCAGCUGCGCAUGCAGAACCAGAGUGUGGAGGCUGCGCUGCGCAUGGAGCGCCAGGCCGCCUCAGAGGAGAAGCGGAAGCUGGCCCAGCUGCAGGUGGCCUAUCACCAGCUCUUCCAGGACUAUGACAACCACAUCAAAAGUAGCAUGGUGAGCGGCGAGCGCAAGCGAGGGAUGCAGCUGGAGGACCUGAAGCAGCAGCUUCAGCAGGCCGAGGAGGCCCUCGUGGCCAAGCAGGAGGUGAUUGAUAAGCUGAAGGAGGAGGCUGAGCAGCACAAGAUGGUGAUAGAGACGGUGCCAGUCCUGAAGGCACAGGCGGACAUCUACAAGGCUGACUUCCAGGCGGAGCGGCAGGCCCGGGAGAAACUGGCAGAGAAGAAGGAGGCACUGCAGGAGCAGCUGGACCAGCUGCAGCGCGAGUUCAGCAAGCUCAAGGCCAGCUGCCAGGAGUCAGCCAGGAUGGAGGACCUGAGGAAGCGGCAUAUGGAGGUCCCGCAGCCUGUGCUGCCUGUCUCUGGAUACCGUUCCUUUCACAUGCCCAAUCAGAGGAGGAGUCCCCCUGAGGAGCCCCGGGACUUCUGCUGUCCCAAGUGCCAGUAUCAGGCACCUGACAUGGACACUCUGCAGAUCCACGUCAUGGAGUGCAUCGAGUAGGGUCAGCCCCUGCCACGCCUGGGACCUUGCUGCCUCUGCCAUCCUUCCAGUCCAGAAUUGAGGACUUGGUGCCACAGAGCAGGCCCAGUGGGUAGCUGCAGGGCCCUGCCUUGGCCCUUUGCUUUUCUACUCCUCUCCUUCCCUUCUGUGUGCCGAACCACUUCUUCUCCUGCCAGCCCAGGAGUCCAGGAGGGAGGCAGGCUCUGGAGAUCGGGGUUUUCCUGGCCACACACCUGCCCCAAAUGCCACUUCUCCUGGCGGUGGCUCCCACCAGGCAGCGACCCCGUGGUGGUUAGCCAGUACCGUGGAUGGGCCUUUGGGCCAGUUGCAGUGUUUCUGCUCAUUAAGAACAGUGCAGUGAAAAUGCUGGCAUGCUCAUCACUAAGAGGUGAGCUGUGGCCUCGAGGAUGGGCAUGUGGACCUCUGGCUUUCAGCUGUUGGCCAGACCCUCUUCCCUAGGAGUGAGCAGAAGCCUCUUUUGAGGGUGGUGGCCCUUAUGUCUGUGGCUGUGAGCUGGCUGCACUUGUUUUUCAGCCAUUUUUCUAUUGGGUUGUUGCCUUUUAUUUUUCAGUUUUUAGCAGCAUUUUGGUCAUUCGGCGAGAGUAUUUUUGUUUGUGACAGAAACUGCACACAUCUUUUCCUACUUUGCUUUUGCUACCAGUGGUUUUUGGCCAUGAAGGUUUUUUGUGUUUUUGAGACAAGGUUUCACUAUGUAGGCCAGGCUGGGCUCGAACUGAUUCUUCUGCUUCAGUCUCCUGGGGUACUGGGAUUACGCCCAGCAGAGGUUUGUAUGUAUUUGUUUAUGUAGUCACAUCCACUUUCUCCCUUGUACUGCUUUGGGUUUGGAGUUGCCAGCUCUUUGUAGUCUGUCAGAGGGGUACUUCAAGCUUGAACACUUUUCUUUUGCAAUCGCCAAAGUAUGCCCUCACCUUUGCCCAGUGUAUAUUGCCUGGUGUCAGUGGUGGCCACAGCCCAUCAUGUUCUAGAAGUUGAUGAUGCCAUGUCCUCCACAAGCCCCAGACACUGGACUUGCAAGUGGAAGCCAGUUGACACUGACGGGUAGAUCAGGGGCAUUUGGAGGAUGACACAGUCAUUCUGGUGCAGGGAGGAAGUCAGAAGCUGGGAGGUGGGAAGGCCUGCAGUACACACGCGUCCCUAACCCUGGGCUCUGGGCCCUCCUCUCCACCCUUGCUGUGCUCGCCAGCCCAGGGCCUCCUGUUUUGUGCUUGUGAAAGGCCUGGCCGAGUCUGCAGGGGCAGCCAGCGGCCUUUCUGUUUCCUGAAGUCCAGGUAUCUCAGCAUCUUGGCCUUUGGGAAAAUACCGGAGGCCCAGACAGGUUCUGUCACGGCUCCUACAUUUCAGUCUUGUCUUGAAACUUUUCUGCAAGAGCACUCUUGGUUCUUCGUCUGGUUACUUAAAAAAUAACAAAAUCUCAUUCUGUCAUGUUUUGGAAAUCAUAAUCUGAAGGCAAGUUGUUUCUUUGGUAUUCUUUUUUUUUUUUCUUGAGACAGUAUCUUGCUAUAUGGCCCAGGAACUCCCAUGAUCCUCUUGUCUCAGUCUUCCAAGUGCUGGGAUGACAGGUGUGUGUCAUCAUGCCCAUCUUGAGUUGUGUCUUCACACUGAGAAUCAGUCCAAGGCCUGGCUUGAGCUUUGGGCAGUUGUUGGCAGUCUUAGUGUUCCUCCAAAAGGGCCUACCCUUUUGGUCUCUGCCUUUGGUCAUGUGGCCACAUUCUGCUUUGUCCUGGUUUUAUAAGGACAUCAUGCCUUACACAUAGGGCCCUCUGGAUAAGCCAGGUGAUUCACCUUAAGAGCCUUACCUUUGCCAAAUAAGGUCAUAUUGACAGGUCCCUGGGGCAGGACCUGCACAGUGUUGAGGCUGGGUUGUCCUCCACUCCUGACCAGGAAAUCUCUGCCAGUGGAACUUGGUCCCAGGGUAAUGGUGGCCACCAGAUUGCAGGCACAGAGAUAUCUUGUUUCCAGGUGGAUACUGCUACAGGUGCCUAUAGAUGGGGUACCUGAUCUCUGGGUAGUGGCCGCUGGCUGUGGUGGACUUUGUGCUUUGUGGGAGGGUGAACAGAGCACUGUGGGCACUCUCUCUGGUCAGCACUCUUCAGAAAGGAGCAUGGCAGGGUGCGAGUGAGAGCUGUACCAGUCAGGAGCGGGGCCAGACCCAGGCCCUUCUGCUGCCUUCUGUGGUGCCUCACAUCAGACAGCAGGGCCUCUCGGUUCUGCUGCUGACCCAGACCUGGAGCAUGCUGCAGUCUUUUCUGGUGCUGUGUAGACUGGGUUCCCUCAAGGGAAACCACCUCUGUGCCUUAGCAGCUGCGAUCCUCGCUCUGUCCUGCUGCUGCCUGGUGCUGAGAACUCCAGGUGGCCAACUAGCCCAGUAUGAGAGGGCCCGAGGCUAUAGGCACUCACAGUAGUUGGAAGCGAUAAUCAGAAUGGCAAUGCGUGCAGCUCUAGGCAUGGCGUCCCGUCAGUGAAGUGUGGCCACAGCCGCGUGACGAUACCCUCUGAGGGUACUUCAUGGUGACCUAGAGUCCGCACUGGGAGUGUCCUAAGACAGUGGAGUGCUAACAGCAACUUCUGCCUUUGGAGUGACUCAUGCUUCAUCUUUUUUUUUUGUCUUUUUCCUUUUUAUCGGUACCGGGGAUCGAACUCACGACUGCCUGCUUUCAAGGCAGGCGCUUAUGCCGCUGAGCUAAACCCCCAGCCCCCAUGCUUCAUCUUUUGUAACUGCCAAAGGCCAUGUUGAAAUCAGAGGCCAUGGAUCUGGUGGCACAGUCCUGAACAGCCAGUCUUGAUAUCUUGUCACAUAUGACAUGCUGUGGAGUUAGUGUGACAAGGCCCAGACAUAAAAUUCAUUGUACAGUGUGAAAUAAAGAUGUAAAUGCUGCAGGUGUGGCAAGAUGACCAACAAUGAAAA